AUGUUGAAUGUUGACAUUGCAGCAUAUAAACAAGAUAUUGAGUCAUCAUGGUUCGUUUUUUUUCUCUCAAAUUCAGUUCAAAAAAUUGUCUGCCAUGAAUGUGAAUGAACAGGAUAUGGAAUUUCGGUCGUUUUCUCUCCGAGCACUGGAUCGCGAUCGUCAUCAGUUUGGUCUGUUUGAUUGUCAUCCGGACACUCUUUAACAACAUCCUCUUCCCGUAUUAUUAUGAAUCCUUCAGUGAGCGCUCACUCGGCUCCUCAAUCUCCUUUUGUACUUUUCCAGAAAAGUGGUACGGGCUCGAGAGUAUGUUGUCGGAAAUGAAGGACAUUUUGGAGGAGGACUACUCGGAUCUCUGGCAUGAGAGCGAAUUCUGUCUCGCCUUUCUCGCAGUGCGAAUCAAUUUUGCGUUCACCUCAGAAUUCAUUCAAUUUUCAGCUUCAAGAUGAGCAUCAGCGACUGGUCCGUCUGGCAAAAAGCAACGUGCACGGCGAGAAUCCGAAGAGGUUUCAUUGGGCGAACCGUUACGCGAAGAUACACAUCAAAUGA
This is a messenger RNA of Caenorhabditis sp. 36 PRJEB53466, 546 nucleotides long. Lineage: Eukaryota; Metazoa; Nematoda; Chromadorea; Rhabditida; Rhabditidae. The record is from the annotation of a GenBank genome assembly.